Messenger RNA from Columba livia (rock pigeon), 2345 nucleotides. RefSeq names its product StAR related lipid transfer domain containing 3 (gene STARD3). The record is from RefSeq and is a predicted model, not a curated record. The transcript is spliced from 15 exons. Lineage: Eukaryota; Metazoa; Chordata; Aves; Columbiformes; Columbidae. Gene Ontology annotation, cellular component: endoplasmic reticulum membrane; lysosomal membrane; late endosome membrane. Gene Ontology annotation, molecular function: cholesterol transfer activity; cholesterol binding. The coding region runs from base 218 to 1552 and encodes 444 amino acids. Gene Ontology annotation, biological process: cholesterol transport.
CACCGCCCCGCCUUGGGCCCGCCCACCACCGGAGCUGGUUUGCGCAGGCGGAGCCUCAGGUUCACUUCCGGGUUGGAGGCGGUGGCGGGGCCGCAAUUCGGGGUUCGCUUCCGGCGGGGACCGGCACCGGGACCGGCACCGGGCGCGCAGGUGACGACGCUCUGACGUGGCCGAUGUUGCCCCGGUUGCUGUAGGACCCAAGUCUCUUGGGCCGAGGAUGCACAAACCCACAGAUCUGCAGCAGGACCUGGAUCGAAGCCUCCCGGCCAUCGCCUCCAUCAGCACCUCCCUGUCCCACAGCCAGGGCUUCUCCCCGUACUGCUACUUCUCUCCCGAGAAGAGAAAAGCCAUCUCGGACGUGAGGAGAACCUUCUGCCUCUUCGUCACCUUCGACCUGCUCUUCAUCUCUUUGUUGUGGAUCAUCGAAUUGAACACCAAGGACGGCAUUCAGAAGAACCUGAGGAAUGAAAUCAUCGAGUACCGCUUUCGGACCUCUUUCUUUGACAUAUUUGUCUUGGCUUUCUUUCGGUUUUUUGUGCUGCUGCUGGCCUAUGCCGUCGUCAGGCUGCGCCACUGGUGGGUCAUCGCGGUCACUACAUUGGUAUCCAGUGCCUUCCUGAUCGUGAAGGUCAUCCUCUCCGAGCUUCUGACCAAAGGGGCUUUCGGUUAUUUACUCCCUAUCGUCUCCUUUGUCAUCGCUUGGCUGGAGACUUGGUUCCUGGAUUUUAAAGUCCUCACUCAGGAAGCAGAAGAGGAACGCUGGUACCUGGCGGCCCAGGCCGCGGCCUCUCGCGGGCCCCUGCUCUACCCCGGCGCCCUUUCCGAGGGGCAGUUCUACUCCCCACCGGAAUCCUUCGCAGGCUCGGACAAUGAGUCGGAUGAGGAAGGCGCGGGGAGGAAGGCGCUGACAGCUCAGGAGAAGGAAUAUAUCCGACAAGGCAAAGACGCGAUGGAGGUUGUGGACCAAAUCCUCGCCCAGGAGGAGAACUGGAAGUUCGAGAAAAACAAUGACUUUGGUGAUGUUGUUUACACUUUCGAAAUACCUUUCCACGGCAAGACCUUUAUUUUAAAGGCUUUCCUGCAGUGCUCUGCUGAAACAGUUUACCAGGAGGUUAUUCUCCAGCCCGAGAAGAUGAUCCUGUGGAACAGAACGGUGGCAGCUUGCCAGAUCUUGCAGCGGGUUGAAGACAACACGAUCAUCUCGUACGAUGUGGCAGCUGGGGCUGCAGGCGGAGUUGUGUCCCCGAGGGACUUUGUGAACGUGCGACGGAUUGAGAGAAGAAGAGACAGAUACGUUUCCUCAGGGAUGUCGACCACGCACAGCCUGAAGCCUCCGCUCUCCAAGUAUGUCAGGGGUGAGAACGGACCCGGAGGAUUCAUCGUGCUGAAAUGUCCCAGCAACCCCAGGGUCUGCACCUUCAUCUGGAUCCUCAACACGGAUCUGAAGGGCCGCCUGCCCCGGUACCUGAUCCACCAGAGCUUGGCCGCCACCAUGUUCGAGUUCGCCUUCCACCUGCGCCAGCGCGUCGCCGAGCUCUCCGGCAAGGCCUGAGCAGCGGGACCUGCCCCGCCGGACGUUCCUCCGCGGCUGGGGACAGACAGGAGGGGACCCGUGGCCCCCAGGUCCUCGCUGUGACCCCCAGGAGCUGGUGCCCUGUACUAACAGCUGAGCUGAGGCCAGGGGGGGGCUCAGCUCCUUCCCCCACCGCCAUUCCCCCCUAACUGGGUCCUGCACCCAUGGACUGUUGCGUGCCAAACCUCUGCCCCCUCCUUGGGGUCUGACCCCCUCUGUCCCUCACACAGGACUGGGGGCUCAUCUGUGACCCCCCCAACUGCUGUAUUUGUGCCCCACAAGAGGGGCUUGAGGAAAAGGCCACAGUGGGGUGAGGACACAGCUCCGUCCCCUCCCCCUCUCCGCAUGAAGCCCCCCCAGGGCUGUGACCCCCCCUGCGGGAGAGAAUGGGGGCUCUGACACAGGGACCCCCCCCCACCCCAGACUAUCCCCUGGUGCUUUGGGCUGCCCCCCCCAGGGCUGGGCUGAGCUCAUCCCCCCCUACCUGCAGCUCCGGGGGGGGGGCAGAGCAUGAUUUGCCUUAAAGCAGAGACUUUUAUCCCUUUUGGGGGGGUGUGGGGGGGAUGCGGGGGCGACUGCAGCUUCUUUCUACCUGCGAGCGCCGGUGCCGUGUUCUGCGCUAUAAAUGGGAACAGCGCGGGGGCACACGCGGCAGCGCUGCGGGGUGGGGGGAGCACCCACGCUGGCCCCCCCCGCCUCUCUGCCCCCCAUUUCGGGGGGGUCCACCCACGGGGGGGGUGUCGGAAUAAAAAGCCGUGCACUGUUUGCAGCC